GCGGCCUCACGCGCGUCUAAAAGGACUUGAGACAUGAAGUUCGACUCGACAAUAAUCUCGUAAAAUCAAAACAAUCAUCCUAACAUCCCGCUCGUGAUGUGCAUGAACUGUUAACCGACAUCGCCCGGUGAAAUAGCAAACACUGCAGUUAGUGCUGAGUAAUUGUAAAGUGUGCUAUGUUGUGAAUUGUGGCAUGAAUUGACACCCAUGGAUGCGGUGUGCGAGCGCGGCCAGGGCGUGUGCGAGGUCCGCGCGCUGGCGGCUGCACUUCAUUCGCUGCACCUGUAUUGCGCCUCCAUAUCCACUGCGCUCAUUUGCUUCUGUGCGCCGGUACAUCCGCAUUGGCAUAGUAAGCAUUGGAGAGGGCAAACAGCUCGAGGAGUGGCCAGUGUGCUCAUAGGCGUAACUUGGUGCUGUGGUGCCUCUGCAGCAUCACUGAGGCCUGCGGAGACGGUGUACCUGGUAUCAGCAAUUAUAGCCCCACUGGCGUGGCUGGCCGCUGCUGCACUACACGCUACACUGUGGAGCCGUCGCUCGGCUGCACCUAUCCUUUACCUCGCUGUAUAUUGGCUUUUAUCAGCCAUUUCCUCAGCAGCCAUUCUGUGGAAGCACAUCAAGACUGAAGUCAGCCUAAAUCACAUUGAAGUUUACAUUCAGGCGAUUUCUACAAUAUUAGCAGUAUUUAUAGCGGGAGUUGACAGUGUUUGUUUUUAUGAUGAGGUUGCAAGACGACACAGAAAUCAACAAAAGCAUACUACUGGUGACAUUAAUCAAAAUAUACCAUACAAAUACAAUGAUACAUACUUUUAUUCAAAGAUAGCAUUCUUAUGGCUAAACCCACUGCUUUAUAGAGGAUACCUUUCACCUCUGGACCAAGAAGGACUUGGUGAUUUACCACAAGAUGAAAAAUCAAAUAUGUAUUAUGAAAAAUUUAAAAGGAUUUAUAAUGACUUAAAGAAUAAAAAAGUGGACGAAGGAACCCCUAAUAUAUGGCAUUGCUACUUUUACACAGUGUGGCCAAAUUUUUAUAUUGCGGGUAUCUUGAAAUUAUUAGGUGACUUAAUAAGUGUGGUACCGGCAUUAGGUUUAGCAGUUAUUAUAAGAUUUAUCGAGGAACCUCUUGACAGUUACGAUCAGAAAUCACAAGUUACCAUACAGGAAUAUUUCUACAAUGGAUAUAUUAUGUUAUUUAUAGUAACAAUAGCACUGAUAAUACAAGCGUUGCUAUCUCAAAAUUCUACUCAUUUAGUAACUGUAGAGGGCACAAGACUGAAAAUAAGUUUACAGAGUAUGUUAUACGAUAAAUGCAUGCGACUGGCGCCAUGGUCCUCGGCUAGUCCAGAAGAAAAUGAAGAAUCCCCAUUGCUGCAUGUGCCGAAUGUUGCGGCCACAACUCCGACUGGUCUCCUUACUAAUCUCAUUUCACAAGACACUUACAAUGUAAUGUCAUGUGUUUGGAUUUGUCAUUAUUUAUGGGCUAUACCAUUAAAGGUAACAGUAAUUCUGUACUUAUUGUAUACAAAAUUAGGUAUAAGUGCUAUAAUAGGCACCGCAGUCAGUGUUAUGUUUAUCACCCCACUACAAUUCUUCAUUGGCAAAAAGUUGUCUGAUAAUUCUAAAGAUAUAGCAAAAUGCACAGACCACAGAAUAUCCAAAAUGACUGAAAUACUAAAAGGUAUUAACGUCAUAAAACUUUAUGUAUGGGAAGAUCUGUUUAAUGAAAAAAUAUUGCAUUUAAGAGAAGUGGAGCUAAGGCUGUUAAAUAAAGACUCUAUAUAUUGGAGUUUCUUAACAUUUACUACUCAAGUAUCAACAAUUUUGGUGACAAUGAUUACAUUCAUAGCAUAUUAUUUCAUGGAAAAUAGUAAUACUUUAACUGCAUAUAAUGUUUUUGCCGGGUUGGCUUUAUUUAACCAAUUAUCAGUACCAUUACUUAUUUUACCAGUGACCGUUCUAAUGGUCAUUCAAGCUAUGGUUAGUACAAGAAGAAUCAGAGAUUUUUUAGAUCUUCCGGAAUCUAAUAAUAUUAAAGAAGUUAACGAUACAGAAUUGAUGAAACCAACAGACAUCUUGAACAAUGCUUUUAUUAAUUGUUCUACUGACGACACGCUUCCCAUAGAUAAUGUCGCUACUAAAGAAGAAAUAGGAGAUGAUGACCAAUUUUCAGAUGAUGAAAAUACAAAACUAGCUCAAGAAAAUAAAUUUGUAGUUAGUUUUCAAAAUGCAGUAUUUUCUUGGGGAAUGAAAAAUGGCACAUUAUUAGAAAUUGAUGAUUUAGAUAUUCCAACAGGAAAACUAAUAAUGGUGGUUGGUUCAACUGGAUCCGGUAAAACGUCGUUGUUAUCUGCAAUACUCGGCGAAAUGUAUUUAGAGCGAGGCGAAGUUAAUUACAAUGGACAUUGCAGUAAAUGGUAUGCAGGACAACCACCAUGGUUACUAGAGGCAUCGGUACGAGACAAUAUAGUGAUGAACAAUGCUUGGUGUCAACGAAAAUACGCGCGAGUGUUACGUGCGACUAGUUUGCGACCCGAUUUACAACUCUUGCCUGAAGGAGAUGCGACUCGCCUUGGCAGCCAUGGCACGCCACUUUCCGGUGGGCAGCGAGUGCGUGUGUGUGUUGCACGAGCUAUCUACUCUAAUGCGCAUCUGCUGGCGUUGGACGAGCCGCUCGCAGCAUUAGAUGCGGGGCUGGCGCAGCACGUCGUAGCGCGCGCGAUGGUCACGGCUGCCCGAGCCGGCCAUACAGUGAUAAUCGCUACUAACAGAUUGGAACUGUUACAUUAUGCUGACGUGGUAAUAGCCAUGGAGGACGGUCGAGUGUGUGGGGUUGGACGUCCGAGCGCAGGUGGACCAUCGCCGCUGUCGCGUUGGGCACAACUAGCUGGCUCUGCACGCGCGGCUGCAGCUCGUUCUGGUGUAGGCCCGCCUGGAGGCUCUGCUCGCGAACGUGACCGUCUGCGUCGAGCUCUCAACCGCACCAGGUUCCAAAGGUGUCAUUCCGACAAUACUAUGAUCGGCAUCAAUGAAGCGGCGGGAGCACACUUGCUGACGGAAGUGCCAACGUGCGCGGGUGGCAGUUGGCGGCAAACCACGACUCGUACCAGGCGCCCGCUCUGUAGACAAUUAUCUUCACCACCACCCUCAUUGCAGAAUUACAAAUGGAGACAUGAGGUGCGACGCGCAGUUAGCGCGGACGCAUCAAAUACAGCGCUGCAAAGAGAGGCAAGUCUGCUGCGGAGGCUGCUGCGACCUAGAACACAUCGUACUCUUGCCAGAUGGACACCGAGAACGCUACGUCGCCUAUUAAGUUCAGAAGCAAACACACACAAUGAAGACAAUUUAAAUAAUGAUGUAGCUAACGAAACUGGAGUUGACUCGACAUACACGUCAUUGACUUCCAAUGGCGCUGAGACCAGCAACGUGAUGGUUUCAAAUUCAUUUUCUAGAAAAGAAAAUGACACCAGUGCCAGUGAGGAAGCAGCGUGGUGCGAGUACGGGCGGGCGUGCGGAUGGUGGGGCGCCCUGUACUGGGUGGCGGCGGCGGCGGCGCAGGCUCUCUCGAUCGCUGCUGACUACUGGCUCAUGCGUACGACAACCGACACCAAAGUGCCACUCACAGAGGAACAGAUGUGGAGUGGCGUCCAAAUCUACGCCUUGUGGUGUGUGUGCGGUGCGAGUAUGGGCGGACUUGCACAAGCGGCGAACGCAUGCGCGGGAGCGAGGGCGAGACGUAAACUCCACGAACGCCUCUUGCAUUCAUCUCUGCACGCUCCACUACAUUACCACCACGCAAUGCCACACGGAUCACAAUUACAUCGCUUCUCUGCUGAUGUACAAGUUAUUGAUAAGAAACUGCCGAUAGCUACCAGUCGUUGGGCACAGCUAGCACUUCUUUGUGGAGCUGCGAUGUUAGUUAAUGCAGUCUUAGCACCGUGGAGUCUCCUUGCCCUUAUUCCAGCCGUUAUAUUUUAUUUCACUCUGCAAUCAGUUUACCUUUAUAAUGCCAGGGAGCUUCAGCGCGAAGAGGCACAGAGCGCAGCCAGUGUGGUGUCACUGGCAGCGGAGACGAGCACAGGCGGCGCCACCGUGCGCGUAGGUCGGCUCCAACCUUACAUGCGCGCCGCUUUUCAGCGUCGGUUAGAUCGCAAUCAAAAUGCGCUACUGCUUCUAAACUCGGCCAACCGCUGGCUUGGACUUAGUUUGGACAUAGUGGGCGCGGGCAGCGUGUGCGCGUCUCUAUGCGUGGCGUUGAGCGGUGGCGGCGGCGGCGGAGGAGCGGCGGCGGGCGGGCUGGCUGGCGCGUACGCGCUUUUGCUGCCUGCGUACCUGGCACACCUGGCCAAGUGCCGCGCAGACCUGCACCUACAACUCGCCGCCGUUGAGCGCCUCUCUCACGAUACGCACGUGCCUCAAGAGGAUUACAAGGACGAUUGCCCUAUACCAUCGGGCUGGCAACGAGAUGGAAAAAUAGAAUUUGACAAUGUAACAAUACAACCUGAGCCGGGAGCGCAACCUAUCCUCCACAACAUAAACCUGUCAAUCAGUCCUGGGCAGAAGAUUGCAAUUUGCGGCCGUAGCGGUAGUGGUAAAUCAUCACUCUUGUUAACGUGUGCGGGCGCAACGACUAUACGCAGCGGUCAAGUGUUCAUCGACAAACAGGACGCCACGCGGGUUCCACUGCGGGCGCUGCGGCACCGUGUCGUGCUGAUGCCACAGGAGCCGGUACUGUUCUCAGGCACUCUGCGAGAAAACCUGGACCCGCUCGCCAUGCACACCGACGAGGAGAUAUGGCACAGUUUGAAAGUUGUGGGCCUGUUUGAUUUCGUUACGGCUCAACCGGCCGGACUAGAAUGCAGCGUGAGCGCGUCAGCCGGUUCAGGCGAGGGCGGGUGGAGCGCGGGGUGGGCUGCGCGCGCGUGUGCGGCGCGUGCGGCGCUGCACGCGCGGACCGCGGGCGCGCUGCUGCUGGACGAGCCGGCCGCCGCGCUCCACGCGCCCGCCGACCGCGCCCUGCUGCGAGCGCUCGCCGCCGCCGCGCCGCACACCACCCUCCUCACCGUCACGCAUCGUAUUUCGUCUGUGCGUGGCUACGACCGAGCCAUUGUCCUAGAGGAUGGCCACAUAGUGGAACAAGGAGAAGUAUCCGAGCUCCUCGGGCAACCUACCUCACGACUCGCGCGCAUGUUAGCCACCGUGAACAGAGAAAGAUAAUCUCGACUUGCUAAUGACACAAUUAGAAGCAUAUGAAGUUGACCAGUGCGGGACCAACUUUGCUGGAGCCCGAUGACACUCGAUACUCUCACACCAGCCACCACCGACAGUUACCCAAAGAGACAACACUACCAUACAAGAUAAAACUACAAUACCUACUACCAAGAAAAUCUUAAGGAUUACGAAAAAUAUGACUUAUGAGAAAAACGAUGUUACAUCCGACAUUGAUGUAUAUUAUGUAUGUACGUUAUUUGGUGCGUCUAUAGAUAACGCAUAAAAGACAAAAUUAUGUAUAUCUGAUACAGGUAUAAUUCUAUAUUUGUAUAUUUUAUAAUACUUACUUUAGCCUACUGCCUACUGUAAGUUAUAUUAAACUCAUAUAUUUAUUUAUAUUGAGUAUCGUAAUUAUCUAUUUAUUAAUCAUUAUAGAUAUAGCUAUUCCAUGAAAAUCAAUUGACAUUAAAUAUUUUUUUCUUGUUUGAACACAAGACAUCCAUUAUUACUACAAAAUUAAAUAUAAUAAAAAAAUAUAUUGUGUAAAUAUAUAACAAUUGAAUUAUUUUUGGGACAAUGAGACAGAGGCCAUUAUUUAUUUAUAAAUCUAUUAGCAAUUUCCAAACUUACUGACUUUUGAAUUUGGCAAUAUUGAGAAUGAUUGACAGGAGUAUCGUAUAUUUUAUACUUUAUAAGCAGUAAAUUUAAAUUGUAUUUAUGAAUUACUUAAUAAUACUUUUCCACGACCACUAAAGUCGAAUACUUUUAAUACUUAUUUUUUAAAUAUAAAACUUAUGCUUGCAGAUUUUCUAUAUAAAAACUUCAUCAAAAUAAGGUUAAAAAUUUAUUAUCCAAUGGUAUUUACGAUCAAUACGUACUUUUAAACUCUAUCCUCAGUUGGUGAUGGUGAUGUUGAUGAAACUGAACGUUAGAGAAUUCCGUAAUAAUAACGUUACCUAGUCACGUUUGUCAAGUUUUAUAUCAAUAAUAAAAUACUGAAAUAAACUUAAUGUAUAACAUUUAUAUUUCAACGAAGUUCCUGUGUAUGUACAUAUUCUGUUCGGUGUAUUUAGUAAACAACCAUGGCAUGUCUUUUUAUCGAAAUUGGUAAUUAAGAAUUGGGAUAAUAAUAUACUAAUUAUUUACCCCAAAAACCUGCAAUAUUACAUAUUUAUUUUCAUCACUAUACCUAGACACGCCAAUAUUAUUUACAGAAUGUACGUACUAUAUUUGUAAAUGAACAGAGUAUUGUUAAAUAUGUACAAUUACCGAGUUAUGAAAACUUAGUAAACAAUUACAAAGAUUUUUCACUGCCGUUUAACAUAUUAUUAUUAUACAUGUAAAGGUGUUUAUUGAAAAAUAAAUAAUAUAAACAAUGUAAUUUAGUUUCAAAUUGUAUUAUCAAUAGAUUAACAAUUGCACAUAAUUCGUUUAAAGCUCACAUUGAGCGCAGCGACGUCCGCGCGCUUACAACAAACACAACGUGCUACCAGAGUCAACGUUACAUCAUAAAAUUAUAUCACUACAUAACAAAUUACAACAAUAUUUACGUUGGCACCGAUUUAUAUAUAAUUAUAUAAAAACAUUUGUGUCACCACACAAAUCAUAUAAAAAUAUUUACUUAUACAACUUACGUAAAUAUCCUUACAGUAAUGCUAAAUUAAAAUCUCGACAUGUUCAUUAAAUUCUUUUUUCUUUUACUUAUCACACUUAGUUAUUGGAGAGGACGGGCAGGCAACAUUUCCAAUGCUUCACACAUAAUAUCACAUUCAGUGUUAUUAUAUUACAGUGAACAUUCAGGUAGAAUAACCAUGUCACAAUUCUUUGGUAAUUUCAUGAGUUGACAUAUAUUUUGUCUUAUAUAUUAACAUGACAAUAUUAUCAAUGUGUAUGAACAUAGUCUAUAAAGGCACUAAUUUAGGCCACACUUCAUUCAAACAAGUAUAUAACAGGCAUUUUUUUUUAGUUAGCUUUAUAUAUAUUACAGUUUAGGCGCUGCGUAAUAUACAGACAGUUAUAGUGGACAAUUUUAUAUUUAUUGUAUAAAAAUAAGACAAUAUGUCCAAUACGAUAACAUCCAAUAUAUUAAGCGGUGCACAUUUGCGCAGUGCCAUAAUCAUUGACUGUUUUUGUACUUGGAACUGUCCGAUUUUAUAUUAUUUGACAUAAAUAUUUGUAUGAUGCUAUAUCUGACAGUAAGCAUUGGUAUAAUCAAUUUACACAAGCGCUAAUUUGAGUCAUUGAAUGAAUAAAUAAGAAAAACAAAUAACUUGUGCGUUUUAUAAAAUACUUCAUAAAAAGAUAUCGACCAAAAUAUAUUAAAAAAAUCACUUCGGCUUACGAAACAAAAUUUUAGUACUUCUUAUGACAAUCUAUGCUAUUCGUUUUCAUGUUCAAUCAUGUUUUUAUCAACCAGGCUGACAGAGGGAUGUGACAACUCCACUACUAAAAGCUUUAACUGAAUAUUGGCAUUUAAUAUUAUUAUAUAUAUUACAAGGUACAAAUGGGUAGGCUGCUCAGGCUUCGACUCAUAUAAUUCUUAGAAUAUAAUCUGUAUAUAUUUACAAGACUUACUAUAU
Messenger RNA from Achroia grisella, 7784 nucleotides. RefSeq names its product ATP-binding cassette sub-family C member Sur (gene Sur). Gene Ontology annotation, molecular function: ABC-type transporter activity; ATP binding; ATP hydrolysis activity. Lineage: Eukaryota; Metazoa; Arthropoda; Insecta; Lepidoptera; Pyralidae. The record is from RefSeq and is a predicted model, not a curated record. Gene Ontology annotation, biological process: transmembrane transport. Bases 208 to 5211 code for a protein of 1667 amino acids. The transcript is spliced from 27 exons. Gene Ontology annotation, cellular component: membrane.